This is a messenger RNA of Dromiciops gliroides (monito del monte), 3221 nucleotides long. RefSeq names its product transmembrane protein 263-like. The coding region runs from base 912 to 1328 and encodes 138 amino acids. The record is from RefSeq and is a predicted model, not a curated record. Lineage: Eukaryota; Metazoa; Chordata; Mammalia; Microbiotheria; Microbiotheriidae. The transcript has 3 exons.
AUGAUUAGUUUUGGCAAGUGAGAAACACCAGAAAGGUGACAGUACUUGGGGGAAGGGGGGUGCUGUGUGAACCAUUUCUAUGGAGAGAAGGAGUCCUCUCCUAGAAUUCCCCGGAACGUGGAGCUCCGGAGAACGCUUCUCUGCCGCACCUCCCCCCCUCCACACACCCACCCCUCAGGUUGUAGGAUUACCACCUGGAUCAGGAACUUGGCGACUCUGCCCCCGAAGAGGCCCCGCGGGGGAUAGAAGAUGCCGUGGGCCGCUGGGUUUUAGGACCUCUCCACCUCUCACGCCCUGAAGCUGGGAAGGACCCCCUGCCCUAAUGCCCCUGACAGGCACUGAGAAUUGGCUGUACCAUCAGAAGGCCAAGGGAGAGGGUAGAGCAGCCCGAUGCUGAGCAAUCGGGCCCAGGGACUGUGGAAAAAGAGCUGCCUUUGUCAGCUGGGGAGGGGGAGGCGUUGGGGGAGGGGACAGCCCGGGCCCUGCUACCCCCUUCCCCAGGGCGAUCAGGCUGUUGACGUCAGCACCAAACUCCUCUGCUGGAAAGGAAAAGCAUGGGCCGUCCCCGGUGAACACCAGCAACCACAGCCGCAGAGGCCAGCAGGGAGAACGUGGCAGAGAGCCAAAGCUCCCUACGCGGGGGACAUGUGAGCCAUCCGCGGCCCGGCAGGAUUGGGGUCGGGGAAUGACGUCAGACCAGGAGCUGCCAGGCUUCUGGAUGCCUGGCUGAGGUCACUGCUGCCCGCCGAAGAAUCUGGGGCAACUGACUGAGACAAUGACUGCAUCAGCUGGGCCGGAGAUCCAGGCGCCCCCCUCGGGUGUGGGCUCACACUGGGCCCUCUGUUCCAGGAGACAGACGCUGGACAGCGCCAGGCCCCACCGGAGCAGGAGGUAGUUUGUCCGUUGCCAAGAUGAGAAAACUGAGGUCCAGACAGAUUGAGAGCCCGAUUCUGAACCCGGGCCUCUGGACCUGCUCCAAAUCUACAACUCACUCCAGGGGCGUAUUGCAAAUGACCAAGAACUGGGGCUUAUUCGAUUCGAAAAAAGCCCCCGAGCAGCUGGAAGAGCAAGGAGGGGUGAUCUGGAGAAUGACAGGUGGUCUCUUCAGCAUCACCAAGGGCGCCGUGGGAGCCACACUGGGCGGUGUCGCCUGGGUGGGAAGCAAGAGUCUGGCGUUCACCAAGACAGCCGUGACCACAGUGCCCACCGCCGGCAUGGGGCUGGUGAAGGGCAGCGUGUCGGCCGUGAGCAGCGGCGUGGGGGCGGUGGGCUCUGCCGUGGCCGGGAAGGUCCCUUUCACUACCCGGAAGAAGGAUAAAGCCGAUUAACUUCCGGUGGAAGAGCCCUCCUUGGCCGAAGGCCACGGCCAGAUCCCCAUCCGUCCCCAGGACCCCCUUUCAUUCAGAUGGGCGGGCCCCUCCCUCGUGUGGCCCACUCACUGCUCCCCAAGCCACAGCUAGAAGCGCUUUCCUCUGUGCCCCCUCCCCCACCACCACUUGGGCGAGCUAGGCAGGCUCGGGCCAGACCUGGGCCACAGCUUUCCAUGGUGUCACCCCCAGCCUGAAGCUCCAUCUCUCAAACUAGGCAGAGAAGAUGGUUCCCAGGGCCUCAGAGGGUGGCCUUCAGGGACAUACGGGGACAGACCAGGGUCAGCUGGAAAAGAAACCCAUAGAACCGCAGCUGGCCAGAGCCCGGGGCUUCUUCUGCCCACUCGGCUUAAACAUCACUGUUCUUGCCCCCAACCAAAGCCAAAGCUUCCUUCUCCUUCAGCACGGGUAGGACCGAGUUUUCUCUCUGUUCUCCUUAGCCCGCAUUUAGUGACCACACGAGUAUAGACUCUAGAACUCCAGCGCUACAGAGGGGACCUUGGGCAUCAUCCAAUCUUCAUUUGGAUAGAUUGGGAAACUGAGUCCUAUUGAUCGCCCAGGGUGACCUAUAAUGGGAUACAGGGAACAGGAGCAUUAGACACGGAUGGGUUAAGUUCUGAACUGGCCAAGUGUCAGCUUGUCCAAUGGGUGACCACAUCUGAAAAAUAACCCAUGGACUGUCAACUCCCUGAGGGCAGGGAUUCCCUCACCUUUUGUCCUGGCAUUCCUAGUGCCUACCAUACAGUGGGCACCUGGGAAAGUAUUUUUGAAUGGAAAGGAUGGGACUAAUGGCAGAGCCAGGGCCAGAACCCAAGCGUCCUACCUCCACACCACAGCGGCUGCACUCAUCUUUGCCUGCUGCCCGACUUGGAGCAGAGCACCUUGCAGCGACCCCAUAGUCUGCAUGCCUUCAGAUCCCACGAUUUCUUUAAUCACAGGGACAGGGGGUUCUCCUCUCCCCCUGAGUCCUGGAAUGUGACACUUCCUCCUCUGAACAUAAGGGGACAAGACCCUGCAGGUUUUUAGAAAUGGCCAUUCUCUGGGUGGUAGAAUGAGAGGCUGGGGGUGGGGAGAGGAAGGUUAACACUCUCUGCCAGGUCAGGGCCAGUCACAUUGAAAGUGGGAGGCCCUAAUCACUAGGAGGCCCAUAGAAAUGACCUCCCUUUAUCCUACCUCUUCUGGCUCACCGUGGUCCAAUGGACAAGGCAAGGUUGGACAAUCCCAGAAGGGAUUUGGGCAUUUGUCUGGCGACCUGUGGAGAGCUGGGGAGGAAGGAAGGGGAACAGUUGAGCUUGACACCUGACCCACCCUAAUUCUCCCCUCCCCAGUGACAUCACACAGGAAUAUCACCCUUCAGGGUCAUCCCCGUGACCUGGGCAACAUGAGACUCUCCCAGCCUCCUGCCCAGAGAUGGUCCUACCGACCACGUCAUGUAGAAUCCCAGAGUCGAAAGGACCUCGGAUGUGAACCGGUCCUACCCAUGUCUGAGCAAAAAGCCCUCCCCACAUGAGUCCUGUCUCUCCAUCUUCUCACACAUGAAGCUCUAAUGCAAGAGUUCAGGCUAGCAGAAGAAACGAGCUGCCCACCCGAGUUAGGGCCCAGCUCAGGUGAGAAGCCUUCUUUGGAGCUGGGCAACGGCCCUCUUCUUGUCCAUUCAGACUCUUCAGAGUCCUCGGAGGAACAGAUCAAGGGCCUGACCCCAAGGGGAUCUGCCUUUCCCCUCCCUCAACUCAGAAAGGGGAUGGUGAUGGGGAUUCUGGGAAAUAUCCCAUGGCCUUGUGUUUGGGGUGGGGUGGAUGUUCAUUUGGGGGGUGGAAAGCAUCUGUGUAAUUUUAAUGACAAUAAAGUUUGAAG